Messenger RNA from Yarrowia lipolytica CLIB122, 1122 nucleotides. RefSeq lists its product as uncharacterized. Gene Ontology annotation, molecular function: DNA-binding transcription activator activity, RNA polymerase II-specific. Lineage: Eukaryota; Fungi; Ascomycota; Dipodascomycetes; Dipodascales. Gene Ontology annotation, biological process: regulation of transcription by RNA polymerase II. The record is from RefSeq and is a predicted model, not a curated record.
AUGCUGCUGCUGGCGCCGACCCAACCCACCUCCAAUAAACGCUCAUCCCACCACACGCCCGUGCGAAAAGACCAUGUGGCGUCACGACCGACAAAGAGAAAGACCCAGUACACGAUCCGGCCGGUGUCGAUGCAGAAAAUGCUGGGCUUAACCCACAAAAAGCUGGAGCUGCUCAAGUUCUACGUUCUGCAUGCUUCGCCACUGCUGGUCCACGCCUCGGGCAAAAAGGACGCACCGUGGAUGAAGUCGUCGAUCCAACUGGCGAAAAAAAGCCCCGCCUUGACCGCAGCAUGCCUCACAUUUUCGCAAAUGAUGCUCUACAACCUGCAAAACGAGUACCGAUACAUGCUCAAGGGAAACGUGCCGCACUCCAAACGGCUGGAGUUGCCGAAAUGCCACAAAGUCGUGGGAUACGUGCCUCUGUCUGACAAACAGGAAGAAAACCUGCUCAUCAUGUUCACCGACGCCCUCGCCAAACUCAAACUCGAACUCAUCAACCUGGAUACCACCCACAACUACAACUGCGUGCUCAUCGCCUGCGUCAUGGUGUCCAUGUGCUCCAAGGCCCUCUUCAUCAUUCCUCUGCUGAGCUUUGAUAACUCCGGGGCGGACAUUUUCGGCAUCCUGCGCAUCAUCCACGAUAUCCAGACGCUGUACUUGGGCCAGGGAAAAUCGGACACCAUAGCCGCCGCCCCCUUGCCAAGUAAACACUACCUUCCACGUGAUGACCUGCUAUGGAACAUUCCUAAUCUAGUGCCCAACAGCGACCCCAAGCUGAAAACCUGUCUCGUCAGAGAAAUCCACACUAUGACCGAACUUUACUCCAUGGACUUGGAUGGGCGGAGCUCGGCCCAUCUCACAGCCUGGAGCGUUUACUGGCAUCCGGACUUUCUGGCUUACAUCCGACAGAAUAACCCCUAUGCGCUCUUGUUGGUCUGUUUCUACUGUGCCUACGUGCACAGAUACCACGGCCUAUGUUGGUGGAAGGACAGAUUGCAGUACGACCUGCAGGACAUUCUCGAUCAGCUGCCCCAGGAGCUGCAUCAAUACGUUUGGUGGCCCAUGUUGGAGGUAUCCAGCUUUGAGUAUGAUCAUUCCGUCGAGCUGGGUUUGGCCGUGUAA